Messenger RNA from Paramisgurnus dabryanus, 2379 nucleotides. The record is from RefSeq and is a predicted model, not a curated record. NCBI's taxonomy places the organism in Eukaryota, Metazoa, Chordata, Actinopteri, Cypriniformes, Cobitidae.
UCAUGUGAUCACAACAGUCAGCUGACAAGGAAGUCACGCACUUGUUCAUUGAGCGGCUUUCGCUCGCAGUAAUAUUAUUCCAGCGUUUUUUUCAUAAAAGCAUUCUUUAUUUUUUAAAUACCCGUUAAUUGCUUUAAGGAUCUUGCUUAUGUGUUUAAGAUGAAUCCUUGCGUGGCAGCGCUCAUCACGCUGUUUUUGUGCGCGCUUUCCACCGGUGCAGCCCAGCAUCUGGACACAGAGUGGCUGUCGGGUGAUCUAUACGCGUCUCCUCAGCUCCUACAAGUCUCUAAUAGCACAAACUCGUCAGGAUUGAUCUAUGGAUUCAUAUCCUGCGCCGUCUCCGCGCUUUUCUACGGAAGCAACUUCGUGCCAGUGAAAAAGAUAGACACUGGAGAUGGUAUGUUUUUCCAGUGGAUUCUGUGUGCUGCUAUAUGGACCGUCUCCCUAGUGGUAAACAUCAUUCUGAACAGCCCAAAAUUUUGGCCUCUUGCUAUGCUUGGAGGAGCCAUUUGGGCCACUGGUAAUGUAACUGUAGUUCCUAUUGUAAAGACUGUUGGGCUUGGUCUCGGACUUCUUAUAUGGGCUUCGUUUAAUCUUCUUAUGGGCUGGGCUAGUUCACGUUUUGGCUGGUUUGGUAUCGAAGCUGAAACCGUAUCCAAACCAGUACUCAACUACUGUGGAGCGGGUCUUUGUUUUAUCAGUGCCAUUGUGUUUUUCUUUGUGAAGAGUGAUGGUCAAAGAUCAACAACAUCUGAAGAAACGCCAUUAUUAAUAGACCAUUCAGUGAACUCAGAAACUGUGAAUGCAACAGAUGAUUCCUGGGUGGAUGCAUUAACACCACGCUCCAAACGUAUUGUUGGGUCGCUGCUUGCUGUCGUUGCUGGACUGCUGUAUGGUUCAUCAUUUGUUCCAGUUCUGUACAUUAAAAACCAUGCAGCUGAUCCAGAUAGCCAAUACAGAGGAGCUAGCCAGUUUGAUCUGGAUUAUGUCUUUGCACAGUACAGUGGUAUCUUUCUUACCAGUACCGUGUAUUUCCUGCUGUACUGUGCCUUCAAAAAGAAUAAACCACAAGUGUUUCCUAAAGCUGUACUGCCAGGGUUCGUUUCUGGCUUGAUGUGGGGCGUGGCCACAUGCUGCUGGUUUUUAGCCAAUCACUAUCUAAGUGCUGUAGUGAGCUUUCCUAUUAUCACCACGGUUCCUGGAGUGAUUGCUGCUCUCUGGGGUGUUGUGGUUUUCAGGGAAGUGAAGGGUUUAAGAAAUUACAUUGUCCUUAUCUUAGCUUUUUGUCUUGUUUUAUCUGGAGCUUUAUUAACUGCAUUUUCAAAGGUUUAAUUAAAUCUUGACACAAGAAAAAUGCCGUAAAUACUUAAGACACACGUUUGGGGAAAUGUUUUAAUUAUACCUUUACAAUUAUUUUUAUAAUAUUUUCAGAAAUAUUUGUAAUACUUCAAAUGAGAUUUGUAGCAAUUUUAUAUACUGUAUAAAGGUCAUGUAACACCAAUAACCUAAACAUACCUGAUUAAUGAGGAUAAUAUAACUGUUUGUCAGGAAAAGUGCAAUAUUAUUAUAGAUUUUAUGUUAUUGAGUGUGAAUUAGAAAACUUAAACAACCUUUUUUCAUGUUUACACAAUAAUAGACCUCAUUUUACUUGUGUUUAUUGUCUUUUUGCACAUGUAGUGAUUGCUGGUUUUCAUUAGGCACAUGAUAAAAACAGGUUGCAUCUGUGCAUUUCAUUGUUGUUUUCUUGAGAUACAUUUUUUGUACAGAAUCAAAAUCAUCUCCAGUUAAAUUUGCUUGAUUUUUUUAUUACUUUGUAAUUUUAAGGGACAAGAUUUCUUUUGCAAUGCAACUUUGUAAGCACCCUUUCCUCUCACAUUUGAAUGUUUUAUUUUUUUUCUUCAUUAAUCUCUGUGAAUCACUUCAUUGACAAUCUUCAACAAGAACUUAUGUUAUGAAUAAGUUCAGUUAUGAAUUUCUGCACGGGUAUAAGUUUGGUUUUAGGAGCAUUAAGAUUUCUUUUGCCAUGUAACUUUGUAAGCACAUUUUCCUUUCACGUUUGAAUAGUUUUUUUUUAAAUUAGUUUAGAAACUAAUUAGCAUAAAAUGCAACAAGUACUACUAACUUAACAUAAAUUUUGCUUUGAAGUAAAGAUGGUGCCUUCUUUAUUUUAAUGUUGUAUUAUUAAGGCAAAUUGUGAAGUGAGUGCCAAAGGUUUUAAUGUUUUUUUUCCCUUGUUUUUUUUUUUUUUGCAUGAAACAACAUACCGGCUUGUUCUUCACAAGUUUUGUGGGAUUCACAAAGUAAUUGAUGAGUUGUUUUAUUGUUAUCGUCAAAAUAUUUAUUUUUAAAUAAAGGGAAACUUUCAAGCUUUAUGCUGAA